Molecule: messenger RNA, 2462 nt
Organism: Dipodomys spectabilis (banner-tailed kangaroo rat)
Lineage: Eukaryota; Metazoa; Chordata; Mammalia; Rodentia; Heteromyidae
Gene: Enpp5
Product: ectonucleotide pyrophosphatase/phosphodiesterase family member 5
Exons: 4
Coding region: 122-1555 (477 amino acids)
Source: RefSeq, a predicted model, not a curated record
CCGCGGGUUCGGGGCGCCCCCAGCUCCCGCCGUGAGCGCUCCCCGGUGCUCGCAGCAGGUGCGGGUUGGCGGGAUCGCUGUCAGGAUUAUUUUACGCUGGAACUGAUCGAGUGUCUUGAAAAUGACUUCAAAGCCUCUGGCUGUGUCCCUGGCACUUGCCACAUUAACUCUUUCAACGACAUUUUCUCUCCAGCCAGAUCAGCAUAAGGUUCUCCUCGUUUCCUUCGAUGGAUUCCGUUGGGAUUACUUAUAUAAAGUUCCAACGCCCCAUUUUCAUUACAUGAUGAAGUCUGGUGUUCACGUGAAGCAAGUCAGUAAUAUUUUUAUUACAAAGACCUACCCCAACCAUUACACAAUGGUCACUGGCCUCUUUGCAGAGAGUCAUGGGAUUGUUGCCAAUGACAUGUUUGACCCUAUUCUGAACAAAUCUUUCUCCUUGGAUCACAUGAAUAUUUAUGAUUCUGAGUUUUGGGAAGAAGCGACACCAAUCUGGAUCACAAAUCAGAGGGCGGGGCAUGCUACUGGUUCAGCCAUGUGGCCUGGGACAGAUGUGAAAAUACACAAGAGCUUUGCCACUCACUACAUGCCUUACAAUGAGUCUGUUUCCUUUGAAGAUAGAGUUGCCAAAAUCAUCGAAUGGUUCACAGCAGAAAAGCCCAUAAACCUGGGGCUUCUCUACUGGGAGGACCCAGAUGACAUGGGCCAUCACUUGGGCCCUGACAGUCCACUCAUGGGACCUGUGAUUGCAGAUAUUGACGACAAGCUAGGGUAUCUCAUCCAGAUGCUGAAAAAGGCAAAGCUGUGGAAUGUCGUGAACCUGAUUAUCACGAGCGAUCACGGAAUGACCCAGUGUUCUGAGGAUCGAGUCAUAGAGCUUGACCAGUACCUGGAUAAAGACCACUAUACGCUGAUUGACCAGUCUCCUGUAGCUGCCAUCUUGCCAAAAGAAGGUAAAUUCGACGAAGUCUAUGAAGCGCUAGCUGAUGCUCAUCCUAACCUUACAGUUUACAAAAAAGAGGAGAUUCCCAAGAGGUGGCACUACACACGCAACGAGCGCAUCCAGCCCAUCAUAGCAGUGGCUGACGAAGGGUGGUAUAUUUUACAGAAUAAGUCAGAUGACUUUCUGUUAGGCAACCAUGGUUACGAUAAUGCAUUAGCAGAAAUGCAUCCAAUAUUUUUAGCCCACGGUCCUGCCUUCAGAAAGAAUUUCACAAAAGAAGCCAUGAACUCCACAGAUCUGUACCCACUGCUGUGCCACCUCCUCAAUAUCACCGCUAUGCCACACAAUGGAUCAUUCAGGAAUGUCCAGGAUCUGCUCAGGUCCGCAGCUCCCAAAGCCAUUCCUUACACACAGACCACCACACUCCUCCUUGGUACUGACAAACCGGGAGCAUAUGAGCAAGAGGAGUCAUACCCUUAUUUCAUAGGGGUCUCUCUUGGCAUCAUGAUAGUGAUUGUGUUUUUUGUGAUUUUCAUUAAACAUUUCAUUCCCAGUCAAGUACCUGCCUUGCAGGAUAGGCAGGCUGAAAUCGCUCAGCCAUUAUUACAAGCUUAAUGCUUCCCCCCCCUUUUUGAAAUGGAAUUGCAUAUUGAUUAUUCAAGUGGAGAUUGCAUAAAGGUGUCGAUGUUUUCAAAUUCCAGGAGAGCAGUUUCAGACAUCGGCUGAGGCCAUCAAGCAGAGAAUCCACACUUAGGCAGUCACAUGUACACAGGGAUAGACCAAAACACUCCCACCUGCACGCCCAUACUUUCCCAUUGUUCUCUCUAGCUUAGUGGGGUGGAUAUGCUCCAACUUCAUUUGGACUUGGCACGUAUACUGUAUAUAAAUAGCAACUUUGCACUAUUUAAAUUACUUAACACAUUGCACUUUAUUCUUCUAGUGGGUACUUCUCUUUGAAAAGCACUUUACCAGACAAGUUAUAUCUUAUAACUUGGUUGAAAAUGACCACCUCCAUCACCUCUGUCACAGAAAACUUGUAUUUCAUACAUACAAUUGAAAAAAAAAAUUUAAUUUCUGAAUAAUGUAGACAUCUUCACAAACUGGGGAAGAACAAGGAAGUUGAAAAGUGGUUGCAGAUACAGUGUGACACUCUUGGUAUGUUGAUGUUUUGGAGAGAUACGUUGCCAGUAGCAGGCUGCAUCUGUGGGCAUUUCUCACUGUUUCUUUCCAAAGGACAAAGGACAUAGGCUUCCAUUUUUUUUCCCCCUCAAGGAGGUUCAAAUUCUGACAGAUCCAUUCUAAGCAUACUGUUUCUGUCAUAAAUCUAAUUAUUGCUGUUUGCUGGUUAGUCACAUGACUGAUUUUUAAAUGAAACAUUAUGAACCUAGGCUUCUCUCCGAUGUAGUUACAGCAGUGGCCUGAAAAGCAGAGAGCAGGCACCAUCUCUGCAGUGUGUUGUCUGUAAUUAUUUGCUGCUUUGAAAACGAAAUCACUGUUAAUGACAUUAAAAAUCAAAUGAGAU